AGCAGCGAUGGCGGACUACAGCGGAGACAGCAGCAGCAGCGACGACGGAGGGCCGCAGGAGGAGGGAGGCAGAGUGAAAACUAAGCCUGUCUCUUGUAGCACUGCGGGCGGAGGAGGGUCCGCAGUCAAACGCACGUCCCAGCACCUCACACCCGAGGAGGAGGACGACGAGUCCCCGGCCGAGCCACCGGCGCCAUGCAAAGUCCCCAAGAUAGGCUUUAGCAUGCCCGCCAAGAUGGUGAAGAAGUCGAACCCCAUAUCCAUCAAGCUUGGAGCUUCAAAACCCAAAGAGCCUGUACCACCGGUCCCCCCAAAAAAGUUGGCAUCUGUAUUUGACGAUAGUGAUGACAGUGAACCUGAGGAGAUGCCUCCAGAAGCAAAGAUGAGGAUGAAGAACAUUGGCAGGGAGACGCCAACAUCUGCAGGACCUAAUUCAUUUAACAAGGGCAAGCAAGGCUUCUCCGAUCAGAAGAAACUGUGGGAAAGGAAACUGAAGGCCCAGUCAGAUAAACCCUAACUGACUCCCAGUUUGUCACUAAUAGAUCCUUUUGUGUAGGUUAAAUAUCUAUGAAGGCUCAGGUGAUUCCUCCUGCAAUGAAGAAUAAUUUAAGCCUUCUGUGGUACUCUCUAAAUGAACAUUUACACAUUUAACCACUACCGGUGGAUGCUAAGGGAGAGGAGAGCCAUCGAGCCCCUGUGAUAAAAGAUGCUGAGAUCAAGACGUGGGGCAAGUAAAUGAGCCAUUAGACUAUUAUUCAAACUGUAAAAAAUUCUACAGUUUCCUUCUGCAGGCUGAUGAGAACAUCGAGCACCUUUUAGAGCCGUCAUGCCUCCUAUGCAUCCUGCUUGUUCCUCUUGGUUUGGUGCGAUCCUGAUCGACUCUUACUUUUAGUCGUCUAAUAUUUGUGUAAAAAAUGUACAUUGAUGUGUGAUUGUGUUUUAUUUUUUGAUCCACAAACGGGAGUGUGAGCAUGUUGUUGAUGUGGGUGCAAGUGACUAGACUAUAUGCGUAGAUUGAUUGUUUUGCUCAGUUUUGCAACAUCAAUGUACAACUUUUUUAUUUACCCCAAUUUUUUAUUUUGAUAUAAAAGAUGGACAUAACCAUCGUAAAUCAACUUCCCUUUGCUUUUCACCUGCUGUAUCACGCUAUUGGCAGCUUAUUGUUUGAUGUUUAGGUUUUGUUUUAUCAGUAUAACUGGUUUUGUUGGAUUUAUUUCUGUUUCACUUUCACAUUGACGGAAGCCCUUUUAACUUUUACAUUCAUUGAAGGACUUUGAUGCGUUUUUAGUUGACAACUGUGUGAGGCCCAGAAUCACACAGCGCUAAUAUGAAUUCAGAUGCUGGUAACAGUCAUGUCUAUUGAUUUGUGGGUGGUUAAAGUGUACACUAGGUUAAUAAUGUUUACGUAAACACUUCGCAUUGCAACUACAACAUUAGAAAUCCCACAUUUCUGAAGUCUAGCCCACCUCCUUUUAAAAUUAGAAACCUGCAGUUCCUCAGUGACUUCUCCUGUGCCUGAAACUCCUUCUGGAAAAUCCCCACUAUCAAACAUGUCAACUUUAAAUUCCUUUUGUUAUCUUACUGUUUUGCAGCAUUUCCCCAAGUCAAUAACACCCAUACCCACUGCUGUGACCUGUUUAGUCAAGAAAAACUCUCCUGAAAACAUUUAAAAGGCAUUAAAAAAAAGUUUUGGAUUAAA
Molecule: messenger RNA, 1699 nt
Organism: Limanda limanda (common dab)
Lineage: Eukaryota; Metazoa; Chordata; Actinopteri; Pleuronectiformes; Pleuronectidae
Product: PEST proteolytic signal-containing nuclear protein-like
Exons: 5
Coding region: 8-517 (169 amino acids)
Biological process (GO): protein ubiquitination; proteasome-mediated ubiquitin-dependent protein catabolic process
Cellular component (GO): nucleus
Source: RefSeq, a predicted model, not a curated record